Caenorhabditis sp. 36 PRJEB53466 is the source of this 2330-nucleotide messenger RNA. The record is from the annotation of a GenBank genome assembly. Lineage: Eukaryota; Metazoa; Nematoda; Chromadorea; Rhabditida; Rhabditidae.
AUGAGUAGUGCUCUCACUUCCUCCAACUUCACAUCGUCUUCUGAUGACUUCAACGCCGCCGCCGCCACCUCUUCUCCGCUCACGGCGGCGUUGGGUCUCAUUAUUUCACCGGAUAGUAUCACUUCAACGGCAGCUUCAUUGUUUCUGGAGGAAGAUAUGUGCACUCCGCUCAACAUCUCGUGUGUCUGUCAUACCGAAUACGCGAGUUACGAGGGAUUGGAGAGGUAAGGCUUGCUGGGGAACUAUUUUAGAUCUUCGGAAAUUAGCUUCUGAGAAUCCCUUUCUGUUUAUACUUUGGUUUCUCACAUAUCUCACCAGAAGUAGUAUACUAUGUUGCCCAAAAUAGACGGAAGGUGGUCAUUAGUAAUAUCACUGGCCGAGAUAAUGAAUGGGUUGAGUCUCAAAGUAUUACUAUAACAGCGAGUAUAAUAGAAUAAAAGCCGAUAAACGGAUGAACAGAAACUGAAAUCGGUGGAUUAACCUUGAAUAGCAGCUCGUAGAUUGUACUCCCGAGAUCACUGAAAUAUCUAUUUACAGAGUGAUUCUUGGUCUCGUCGCCGUGCCAGUCAUCAUGUUCGGCAUUCUGGCGAACGUGACGUCGAUGCGCAUCUUCACGCACAGAAUCAUGUCGGGCUCCUCGAUCAACUGGUACCUGGCGGUGCUCUCCGCCUCGGACACUCUCAUCCUCGUCUCCGCGUUCUUCGUCCUUUCGCUGCCUCGUUUCGGCGAGUAUCUGACCUGGUGGCGAGCCAACUACAUCAGGUUUGUCGAGCAGAGUUUGACGUGGCAUGCUGGACACUUGAGUUUCGUGUGUUGUGUGAUAUGCUCAUUUCCUUCUUUUCUCUUCCUUUUUUCACUUCGUGUUCCAUCUUCCCAUUUUGUUUCAUUUUGCUCGUUUUAUCGGACUCUUGCAGUAAUAAUUCUAAUUAAUGUUCAAAUCCUAGGAUCCAGAUUAGUUCAGCCAAUUAGAGAAGAUAUAUAUUUGUGAAAAUCUGGUUUCAUCCGGAUCUUUAUAAUAAUAAUUUAAUAACCAAUUCUAGCCGAAGAUUAUCCUAGAUGUCAUUCCUAAUUCGACCUUACUUCCAUUCCAUCGGGUGCUUCACCCUCACACUUCCUUUACUCCUGUACCAUCCUUCCCAUUGAUCUAUCACUUUCUAUCUCUUCUCAACCCGACGUUGUUUCAAUUCGAUUAGUUUGCCUGUUUUGUUGUGUUUUGUUAUAAAUGAAGCCACUAUCCAUCCAGAAUCCUUUAGCUACUCGGUCACUCCCUACAUGUAUGGACUCAUGAUGACCGCCCAAACGUGCAGUGUGUUCAUGACCGUCGGCGUGUCCGUCCAUCGCUACAUCGGCGUCUGUCACCCGUACAAGUCUGUCGAGUGGCUUCCGAAGAAGAGGGUCACUACGUUCAUAAUCGGACUGCUCACCUUCUCGGUCCUCUUCAACACCACUCGCUUCUUCGAGGUACCGAGUGAAAGAAAGACCCUCUCAUUCGAUCCCCUUUCAGGUGCACAUCUCGAACGUCUGCUAUCGCGCGAACAUCGACUACUACAUGCCCUCGCUUCAGCCGACCGCUCUCCGAAUGAGCGAUCUCUACAGGUACCUGGUCGGAUCAUUUUUAUUUCAAUUCCACUCUUUUUCAGACAAAUCUUCUUCGGCUGGGCCUACACCAUCGUCAUGUACGUCGUCCCGUUCACUUUGCUCAUCGCCCUCAACUCGAUGGUCCUUUCGGCGGUCCGACGCUCUCGUCGAAUGCACAUGGUCUCGCAGUGCGGAGCGGAGAGCGAGGAGUUCUCGAAGAAGGCGGAGCGGAAGGAACGGCAGACCUCCAUCAUGCUCAUCUCGAUCGUGCUCCUUUUUAUCGCCUGCAACACUCUCGCGUUUGUGUGUAACAUAAUGGAGAAUAUGGGCGCCGACGGAGCCAUUUAUCAGACUCUCGUCACUUUCAAUAACCUCUUGGUGAGCCCAUUCACCAAGCGCCCACUGAAUUGAAUGUCUGUUCUUCAGGUGAUCAUAAACGCGUCGUGCAACAUCUGCGUCUACAUGCUCUUCUCGGACAAGUACCGAAUGCUGCUUCGCUAUUAUCUGUUCUGUGACUGGUCGCGACAGGGAGAGCUGCUCGUUAGUUCCGUUCUCAAUUGAACGCGUCCGUUUACCCCCAUUUCCCCAUCAAUCCCUUAUUUCCCUUUUUCCUCUUUUCCUCAGUUUGUUCGUAUUUCAGAGCAUGCUCUUUUCCUUUUUCUCCUUCUCCUUUCUAGUUUUAGUUCUCCUUACAGUUUUGUUUCAAAUCUGCAAAUUUCUAGAUUGAUCGCUUCGAGAAAAGUCAAACGUAA